UGUGAACGCGUUGAAGCUUUCUACGCGGAAAUGAUGAUGAUGUUCCCUUAAUUUGUCUUUCUUCAUCAUGUGUGAACGCGUUGAAGCUUUCUACGCGGAAGGUAAAGGUGCUUCAGUUUCUUCUUUUUCCUCUCUUCGAUGAUUUUCUAGGAAAGCCUGAGCACCAUAAAAUUUUCAAUAACUUAAUAAAUCUCAUUCAUCUCAAAUAUUCCGUUCUCUUUCUUUGCCUCUUUCUCUUCUUUUUUACUCACAAUUUACAAGUCUAUUGUUAGUACCUUGAGAGAAACACAAAAACAGAUGGAGUGUAUCAUGACGAUCUUGCAGAUUUGCUGCAGAUGGUUAACAUUUUCUUCUCCGUCAUCUGCUGCUGCUGGAGAUGAUGAUGAUGAUGGUAUUGUAGCUAAUAUCCCCCCUCGUCGGGAAAAGUAUGAUGUGUUUAUCAGUUUCAGAGGUGAGGACACCCGCCGUGGUAUUACCAGCCAUCUUCAUGCUGCCUUACUUCAGAAGAAAAUUGAAACCUACAUAGAUUACAGACUUCAGAAAGGAGAAGAAAUCGGACCUGCCCUUCUAGAGGCAAUCGAGAAAUCCACGCAUUCGGUGAUCAUUUUCUCACAAAACUAUGCUUCUUCCAGAUGGUGUUUGGAUGAGCUUGUGCAUAUACUCGAAUGCAAGGAAAGAUAUGGCCAGAAGGUUAUACCCGUAUUCUAUGACAUCAAUCCAUCUGAUGUACGAAAACAACACGGGAGUUAUGCGGAUGCAUUUGCUCAACUUGAAAAACGUUUCAAGGACAGUAUUGAUAAGGUGCACAAGUGGAGGGUUGCUUUGAAGGCUGCAGCCGAUCUGUCUGGGUUUGAUUAUUCAAACAAUCACGGGACGGAGGCAGAUCUAAUUAAGAAUGUUGUCGAUCAAAUUUGGACAAACUUGAAUUGUGAAUCAUCAUGUGAUUUAGAUGGCCUGGUUGGAAUUGAAAGCCGCAUUCAGCAAAUUGAAUCGCGGCUGGGCAUUGACUCAAAGGACGCCUGCAUCACUAUAGGUAUUUGGGGCAUGGGUGGUAUUGGCAAGACCACCCUUACUGAAACUGUAUUUCACAAACUCUCUUCUAAAUUCGAAGCUUCUUGUUUUCUUAAAAAUGUCAGGGAGAAAUUAGAACAACCAGAUGGACUAGAUUGCCUGCAAAAGAAACUUCUAAGUGACAUUUUCAAGGGAGAAAGUCUAUCCAUAGAAUCAACUAUUGUUCGAAGGAGGCUUAGAAGCACAAAUGUCCUCAUCGUUAUUGAUGAUGUGAGUAGUCCACUGCAAAUGCAACGUUUAGCUGGUGAUCUUCAAUGGUAUGGCACUGGAAGUAGAAUCAUUAUCACAAGUAGAGAUAAGGACACACUUAGACAAAUUGUUGAAGAGGAGAAAAUCUACGAAGUUAAGGUAUUAAAAUCAGAUGACGCUCUUCAGCUCUUCUGUUUGCAUGCUUUCAAGAAUAACACUACUCGUAGAACAGAUUAUGAGGAGUUGUCAAAAAAGAUCGUGGAUUAUGCCAGAGGCGUUCCCUUAGAUCUUAUAGUUCUGGGGUCCUUGUUCUUCAAUUGCCAGAGCAAAGAAGACUGGGAAGAUGAAUUCAACAAAUUGAAACGAUUUCCUAGACAAGAUAUCCAGAAAGUGUUGAGAAUAAGUUACAAUAGAUUGGAAGAAAAUGAGAAGCAGAUAUUUCUGGAUAUAGCAUGUUUUCAUAAAGGGAAGGAAGUGAAGGCGGUAGAACGAAUGUUACGUGUUCGUGGAUUCUUUGCGAUAUCGGGAAUUAGAAAUCUCCGUGAUAGGUCUCUCAUAUCAAUUUAUUCAGACAGAUGGGAAAGGAAAGUCAUAGGGAUGCACGAUUCGCUACAAGAAAUGGGAAGGACAAUUGUUCAGGAACAAUGUAUUGAAGAUCCUGGUAAACGCAGUAGGUUGUUCACGAAUGAGGAAAUCUAUCGUGUACUGAAUGGUAACAUGGAAAGUCCAAUUGUUGAAGCCAUAUUCCUUGAAUGGCAUAAGAGUGAAGAGCGACGACCAUGGAACUUCAAACUGAUGUCAAACCUAAGAAUGUUAUUUGUGCAUAAUUUUCAUAUGUUUGGCUUCAAAUCCACCGCUUCUAUAGAACUUCCUGGUUCUAUAGACCUUCCCGAUUCUCUUCGCUACCUUGACUGGGAAGGAUAUCCAAUGGAAUCUUUGCCGUCAAAAUUCUCGCCGGAAAAUCUAGUUGAGCUUCAUAUGCCAUGGAGCCGAGUUAAGAAGCUCUGGAAAGAAGACCAGAGACUUGUCAACUUACGAGUGCUCAAUCUGUUUCGCUCUGUAAAUCUAACUGAAGUUCCAAAUCUCUCUGGGAGUCUAAAAAUGAAGGACAUAACGCUCCGUGGCUGUAUAAGUUUGGUUGAAAUUCCAGAGAUGCCAGGAAAUAUUAAAUACUUGGAUAUAAGUCAUUGCAGAGACCUUGAGAAACUUCCAAGCAACACGUGUAAGCUGAAAGUCUCUGGUUCUUUUAAUCUAGAUGGCUGCACAUCUCUUGCCGAGUUUUCUGAGCUUCCGAGGGAUAUAACUAAAUUAUCAUUGAUUGAUUGCAAGAGACUUGUGAGUCUACCAACCAACAUUUGUAAGUUGAAAUAUCUCAAGGAACUCAAUCUCUCCUACUGCUCUAAACUUGAAAACUUUCCAAAGAUCUUGGAGCCAAUGGAACAUUUGGAGUCUUUAAAUUUAAGUAGAACAAUGGUUCAAGAGCUACAUUCAUCAAUCAAGUUUCUCCGUGCUCUCAAAAUACUUGUUCUACAUGAUUGUGAAAGGCUUUCAAGUAUUCCAAAGAGCAUUUGUAAGUUGAAAUAUCUCGAGGAACUCGAUCUCUCUUGGUGCCCCAAACUUGAAAACUUCCCAGAGAUCUUGGAGCCAAUGGAACAUUUGAAGUCUUUAAAUUUACGUGGAACAACGGUUCAAGAGCUACACUCAUCAAUCGAGUUUCUCCAUGCUCUUAAAAUACUUGAUCUACGUGGUUGCAAAAGGCUUUCAAGUAUUCCAAAGAGCAUUUGUAAGUUGAAAUAUCUUGAGAAACUCGAUCUCUCUUGGUGCCCCAAACUCGAAAACUUCCCAGAGAUCUUGGAGCCAAUGGAACAUUUGAAGUCUUUAAAUUUAAGUGAAACAACGAUUCAAGAGCUACACUCAUCAAUCGAGUUUCUCCAUGCUCUCAAAAUACUUGAUCUACGUGGUUGCGAAGGGCUUUCAAGUAUUCCAAAGAGCAUUUGUAAGUUGAAAUAUCUCGAAAAACUCGAUCUCUCUCGGUGCCCCAAACUUGAAAACUUCCCAGAGAUCUUGGAGCCAAUGGAACAUUUGAAGUCUUUAAAUUUAAGUGAAACAACAAUUCAAGAGCUACACUCAUCAAUCGAGUUUCUCCAUGCUCUCAAAAUACUUGAUCUACAUCGUUGCGAAGGGCUUUCAAGUAUUCCAAAGAGCAUUUGUAAGUUGAAAUAUCUCAAGGAACUCGAUAUCUCUUGGUGCCCCAAACUUGAAAACUUCCCAGAGAUCUUGGAGCCAAUGGAACAUUUUAAGUUAUUAAAUUUAUGGGGAACAGCGGUCACUGCUCCAGCGCGAAACGCGUUUCUCCCCGUGCUCCAAUAUAUUUCAUGUUCUUCCAGCGAAGGAAAACAUUUCGGUAAGUAGAACAUUGGUUGAACAGCUGUCAAAAAUCCCUUUUUAAAACCACUGACAGAUGUAAACAAGAUCAAAAAGUUAAAGGGCAACUUAUAGCUUCCAAAAGUCAUGUUCGUGGUCAUCUACAUAGGCUCAUAACUGUAACCAUGGACAGUGUUCAUGCCUGCACUAUCAGCUCGAAAUGUCAUAUGCAAUAACGACAUGUUCUCUUUCAAGAUAAUGUGGCAUGAUGGAUGGGUACUCAUUCUAUCAAUCAAGAUUGCACAUUCACACAUGACUCAA
Molecule: messenger RNA, 3945 nt
Organism: Pyrus x bretschneideri (Chinese white pear)
Lineage: Eukaryota; Viridiplantae; Streptophyta; Magnoliopsida; Rosales; Rosaceae
Product: disease resistance protein RPV1-like
Exons: 4
Coding region: 298-3672 (1124 amino acids)
Biological process (GO): defense response; signal transduction
Molecular function (GO): protein binding; ADP binding
Source: RefSeq, a predicted model, not a curated record